Molecule: messenger RNA, 2589 nt
Organism: Didymella exigua CBS 183.55
Lineage: Eukaryota; Fungi; Ascomycota; Dothideomycetes; Pleosporales; Didymellaceae
Exons: 4
Coding region: 1-2589 (862 amino acids)
Source: RefSeq, a predicted model, not a curated record
AUGGCGGACAGUCAGGACACUCAACACCAAUCUACCCACGCCAACACGAGUAUCGCAUCGCCCGCAUCAAGACAUAACGACACAUAUAACCCCCUCGAAGACCUACGCGAACAGGCGUACGAAAGCGAUCCUCAUGGGCGUUUUGGCAACACUGGCGAAAUCGCGCCACCCUAUAACGAUGACGACCGAGCGGCGAGAGGCGCGUCGCCCAGUAUCAGUACACUUUCAGCGGUCGAAGCCGCAUUCAGAGAAGGGUCUACAACCGCGCUAGUUCAAGAUUACCGUCCAGCAGUCGCUCAUACCAGCAAUCCCGAACGUGUGCAACACAACGAUACGCGAGCCCCGCGACCCGACGUUUUCGCAGAUCUACAUCCCGCAGACGAAGACACCGUCCUUGACCCAAGCGAUUCGCUGAACUUACCAUUGAGCACGAAAGACGAGUUCCGUCCAGACAAGGAUUGUCCAACGCGACGAAACUUCCGAAGUUCGCGACUUACAUGGCUCAGUGGUACCAUCAUCUUCAUAUCCAGCGUCGCGACUGCUCUAUCGGCUUUAUUUGUCGUGUUAGCGUUGAAAGGCCAGCGCUAUAGAAACUACAUUGGCACGGGCCCGGAAGCGAAGAUAAGCAUCUCAGCAGCCAUACUUUGGACAUCUGUUGUGGCCAAGACAAUCGAACUAUCGUUCGUCACUGCUUUCGUGGCUUUUCUGGGGCAGAAGAUCAGUCGAAGAGCCAUGGCGGAUAGCAAAGGCCGAGGGGUAUCCAUAUCAGAACUAUCCAUGUGGCGCUGGGUUGUGCAGCCUGGAUCCCUUGUCACCUCAUCCGAGAUCGCGCGAUAUGCUGGAUUCUCUGCACUCGGAACUUUGACUUUACUAAGCACUAUUCUAUCUACGCUCUACGUAACAGCUGCGACUGCUCUUGUACAGCCGGUAGCGAAGCACGGCGAUUGGCAUGAUAAGACUAUGGUCAGUUCGGUGCAGACCGACUUCGCCAAUAUCAACUACGUCCAAAGCCUUUGUCAAACACCAGUACCAGACGAAGAAGCAUCUAUGUGGUGUAUGGACUCAGAAAGCGCCGCACGCGAUCAGAGAAAUAACAUGCCUCAAUCUGAAAUGUCAGACACCAUCGCGCCAUAUUCUCUAUGGGCAUCGGUGCCUUCGCCUGUCAUGAAAGUCUUGUGCGUUCAUAUGAAUGAAACGGAGCUGCAACCUAUCAUCUACGAAGCUUGGCCAAACAGAGGCUUAGAUUCGGAGGCCUGGGCCAUCGGGUCAGGGCCACGCGACAAUGCAACGACUGCAAAUGAGACAGUAGUUGAUGAGCUGUUCGGAUGGACCAAGAAAGAUACAGAUCACAUGUUAGACUUUCCGCCAGUCUUCGCACGAUACCCAAGGCCAUUCAACACAAUUAUCAACAACACAGCUUGGGCUUGGGGCAGACCUGCGAUCUAUCUGUUAGGGCAGAGUGGCCCGGUUGAAGGCGUUUUGUCCGAUCUGACUGGUGUAUAUCCACUUUGUAAGCUACAGGUCGAGAUAACAUCUCAUUGCAGCACAACUCAUAGUGUGUCUGUUUCCGAGUCUGCAGCGGAGGCUUUAUGUGGAGACCGGGCGAGCGAUAUGGCAUAUUUCAAGAACGCCGAAAAUGCUACUGAUAAUACAACCACUCGUGUUCUUUACAACUGGAAGGAUAUGGCUACUCUAUGGGCGAAUAGCAUCUCCUUGGACGGCGGUCUCACGUACAGUAACGCUACCUUCCAACGCACCUUGAUGAACCUGGCCCUGAAACCAGAGGAUUCCAAUCCCGCGAACUUCCAGGUUCAACUGAACCCCCCCCCCCUCCCAAGUCUAGCCGAGACAUUGGCGGUAAUGGCGAGUGAUUCUAUCCCCAUGUCGUUGCGGGACGGUCCUUUCGUAACCCAUUGGAACUACACUCAUCCGAAUCUUGACGAACCACAGACGCAGUGGUUCAGAGCUAAAAUCAAGUCACAAGAGUAUGCAUCUGGCGGAGUGGACAAUGCAUCAAAAGGAUGGCUCUUGAUUCUCAUUGCUACGUUCCUUCUCAAUUUCUUUUUGCUAUCUUACUUUAUCUUGCAACCAGGGUUUGUGACGGACUUUACUCAGCCAGCACAGCUCUUCGCACUCGCUGUGAACUCACCACCUGCUCAAGCGCUUGCAGGGAGCUGCGGAGGCGGUCCCGAGGGCAAGGAUUACAAAUUUGGCUGGUUCAUCAAUCAUGAAGCCGGCCAUGUUUACAUUGAACCAGCGUCGAGAACAGAGCCGACAUCACUCAAUGACGAGCAUGUUCGGAAUCGCAUCGUUGCCGCGUCGAAAGAAUACUGGAAAACUCUGACGAGGAGAGCAGUGUGGGGACGUUCGAAGCCGAACAAGGAACCCCGUACAGGAGGAGCGACCUCGGCAUCCGAUACUGAGCCGCUCCAACCUUCUCGCAACACUCAGAGCGUACUACUAACACACUCACGAUGCUCGCAUCUGCCACAUCUGUCGACUAUUCCACGUUACGCCCUGCACCUUACUGGUCUUUAUGUCAACGAAGGAUUGGAGGAGGCUGUCAUGACUUUCACAGGGCGUUGUUGA